Messenger RNA from Fusarium fujikuroi IMI 58289, 312 nucleotides. RefSeq lists its product as uncharacterized. The record is from RefSeq and is a predicted model, not a curated record. NCBI's taxonomy places the organism in Eukaryota, Fungi, Ascomycota, Sordariomycetes, Hypocreales, Nectriaceae. Bases 1 to 312 code for a protein of 103 amino acids. The transcript has a single exon.
AUGGAGCCUGGCUUUUGGCUCUAUGAUAUCAACAACGCCGCGAUGGAAGACGCCAAGUCUGAUAUCGAAGGCAGCGAGACAAGCGAGAUCAGCGAAACCGAGUUUUUCCAGCAAAACGACGGAGACAGCGAUAGUGACAGUGUCGACGAGGAUUAUGAUGACGAUUAUCUGGACCUUUGGCACCCUGUUGAAGGAUUCGAAGAGCUUGAACACCGCUGGGAAUUGUUCUCGUUGACUGCUCUUCGCUAUGCUGUGCUCUGGGGCGACUACAUCCGACAGCCAUAUCUUGGAAAUUGUGAACGCUCAGGCUGA